AUGAACGACUCCGAGUACCCGCCGAUCCUCUGCGAUCCAACUUUCAACGCUGGUGGCGAAUUGGCCAAAUACUGCCUACAAAUGACUUAUAUGAUUCCUGCUCUUAUCGUAGACGUACUAAUUGUCAAGACGAUUUUUUUCUCACCAGAGCACAAAAACUUUCGGCAAAACGCCUUUUUUAUCAUUUUCGGCAUCGACACUUGUGUGGUAAACCUUCUUAACAUGUUAUUAUUCAGAUGAUUUUUUAGAGGAUUUUAUACAUUUUAUUGGAAAUACUUCUUUUCCGGUCUAUCAUAUACACAUCACUCCGUUAUGUUGGCCUCUGAUUUCAAUCUUUGGAUAUCUAAAACCGAGUUAUAUCCUCACUCCUUUUUACUUUCUUUCCCACUACUCACAAGCUCUGAAGUUUUUUCUGCACUGGUUCUUGUCCAUCAACAGAAUGACCUCUGUUAUCUCCCCGACUCGUCAUCAUGAGGUAAAUCGAAUCAGGCUCUCAAAGAUUCUCUGAAGCAUUUUAAAGUUAUGGGAGAAAUUCCUUCCUUUCUGCAUCGUCUUUUCUUUCGUUGCCCCUAUUGCCGUCGUUUGGAAUGUAGCCAUUUCGAAAACUUACUUGUUAGAGGAACUUGGGGGUCUCACGGUCGCUUAUACGAAAACUUUUAGUUGGGUGAGUUGAUCAACUAUUUUCUUCAUUUGCAAAUAAAUUCAAGGCGAGUUUAUCCCUUUUCAUGUUGAUUCUGAGUGCCACAACCAUACUCAUACUCGGAGUUACGACAACUAUUACCCUGUUCGGUUUAAUUUCGAUGGAAACAAGGUUGAAAGCAUCCGAGAAAAACCUCUUUUUCGUUACAUUAUUCAUGGCGUUCACCAUUUUGAUAAACUGUAUGGCCAGGGUUUGUUCAUGUUGAAUUCGAAAAAAGACGAAACGUGAUUCAGGCUGGCUUCUUAGUGAAAAACAUCUAUUUUGAUUAUUUUCUCGUUGCACAGUACUUAACCAUCGACUUUUGCAAUGUUUGGUAGGAUUUUUCAAAUUGCGUCGUUUUUCAGAUACAAAAUUUCUAAGCUUUUGAAACCUUAAAAAGUUGUUUUCAGCACUCCUAUCGUGAUGAUUUACAUGAGCAGCGCUUUGCGGAAAGUCUUAUUCAAAAGUGGAGACUCAAAAGUCGUCAUCGUUUCUGCAUCGCCGUCCGUCGCGUCUAUCCGAUCGAAACAAAUUACUUAUGCGAAUUGA
This is a messenger RNA of Caenorhabditis auriculariae, 1228 nucleotides long. The record is from the annotation of a GenBank genome assembly. Lineage: Eukaryota; Metazoa; Nematoda; Chromadorea; Rhabditida; Rhabditidae.